AAACGAUAAAUGCCCAUAUAUCAAAAUAAGCCACCAGAUUAACUGUGUCACAACGCAUUACGCGAGGAUCAUCGUGUAGAAUAUAUCAAUUGUACACACGUAUCACGUACAAGAGGAUAAUAUACCCACCAUCCUGAAUCUACAGCUAUAUCCGGCGAGAGGUAUCCCGUAGUUUUGUAUCAAGCUCCCACGAAAAAGAAUUAUGGCCAACGCAAGACCUGGGAAUCUACUGGUCUUUCUCGUCGUAAUACUACAGAUCCAUGCCACACGUUCAGCCUCCCUGUUCAAUCUUGAGGUUAACUUCGCAAGUGGAACUAUCAUUGAAGGCCAAGGUGAAGUUAAUGUCACAAUCAGUAGGGGAGGUGGCACCGAGGAAUCCAACGUCACCUAUACCGUAGCAAGCCCCACGGAUCCCGUUCCCGUCAUCGUCGGGACGUUUUCUGCAGCCUUUGCAGAAAAUGUGACAGAAGUUGUUGUCUCGGUUGAAAUUAUCAACGACACGGUCGCAGAGGUAUCUCAAGCGUUCACUGUUACUAUUGAGAGCGCAUCUUCUGGAACCAUAGGGACCUUCGACUCUCUUACCUUCAGCAUCGCAGACGAUGAUCAAGUUCCAGCGGAUUGGUCGGCCUGGGUGGAGGGUACGUGCGGAGGAUCAUGUGACAGUCGUUUCAGAACGGACACACGGACAAGAACUUGUAGUAACUUUGGAGAUCCCCUCAGAGUGAACUGCAUAACGUCGGACAGCAGAACCGUGUCCUGUCCGACAGACUGCACGACGACAACCACAGAGCUACCUACGACAACAGCGGAGGUCUCGACAACAACAACGAAGGUCUCGACAACAACAACGAAGGUCUCGACAACAACAACGGAGGUCUCGACAACAACAACGAGUCCUUCCACUACAGAACCUAGCAAUACAACCACUGCUAUAUCAACAGCGACACCUGAUCUAAAUACAACCGCUGAACCAGAAUGCGAUGCCAACUGGACAGAGUGGUCCUGCUGGACCGUAUCCCGACCGUGCUCCGUGACGUGUGGGGAGGGUUCCCUGUAUCAGAUGCGACGCCGCACAUGUAGCGUAAACAACGGCUGUGCCGGACGACCCCUUGAGAUGAGAACAGCCAAGUGUCUGACGCCUGAUUGUAAAGACUGUUAGACAAGCUUCCAGACAAGUGCACAGAUCUCGGUCAACUUCAAGGUCAAGGUCGUUCUGUAAUGCAUUAAUCAAUAAAAACCGCAUAAAUCCC
This is a messenger RNA of Haliotis rufescens (red abalone), 1250 nucleotides long. RefSeq names its product A-agglutinin anchorage subunit-like. Lineage: Eukaryota; Metazoa; Mollusca; Gastropoda; Lepetellida; Haliotidae. The transcript is spliced from 8 exons. Bases 203 to 1159 code for a protein of 318 amino acids. The record is from RefSeq and is a predicted model, not a curated record.